AUGCCUCCCGCAACAACAUCGCCAGCUGUGGUCAAAGCCAGCCCUUUGGUCAACGAAGGCGGUCUCAUCCACCGCAGUCGAGCUCGUGGCCUGCUCAACGCAGACAACCUCCCCGCACUCCAAAACUUGCUCAAACGUCAGCCCGAAGCCUAUGUCGAAGAGUUCACAGCGCAAUGGAACCACUACCAGUCCCUCCGCAGCAUUUUUGCUUCUGACCUCGACGCAGGCUUGGCAGUCGCCUCCACCGGCAUUAGGAUCAACAAGGAUCAAGCGAGCAAGUUCGUCAGCCUCAUCUCCUUUGUCACCCAACUCGCUCCGAGCUACCCCGAGAUCACCAGCGAGCUGCCCCAACACCUCUCCGAUCUGCUGCUCAAUCAUCAUUCCGCAUUGAGCCCCGAUAUCAGGGCUAGCUGCUUGCGGAGUUUGAUCCUCUUGAGGAAUCGAGAUGUCAUCACCUCUGAGGAGCUGCUUCAGACACUGUUCCCUCUCCUUAGCGUCACCACGAGCGCCGCGGUCAGGACGUCCGUACAGGCCACCAUCUUGCAGGAUAUCAAGAAUGCGAAUGCCAAAAGCAAGAACCAUCGUCUCAACCGUGUCGUCCAAGGACUCUUGUUUGGAAUCGUCCAAAAGGGCAUCGAUGCUUCUUCCGGCGCAUCUGCUCUAACGCCACCCAGAAAAGGGCAAUCUGCAGGCAAGACCGAAGCACUUUGGGCUGUCCGACUGGCAGCAAACUUGUGGAAGAAGCAAAUCUGGACCGACGCCAAGACCGUGUCGCUCCUCGCGCUCGCCUGCUUCCACCCACACCCACGAGUCCAAUCUUCCGCCGUACGAUUCUUCCUCGGCGACCUUCAUUCCGCCGAAGACGAUGCCGAGGAGUCCGGCUCCGACGACGAAGGUCCCGAUGUCGAUGCUCUUCUACACCAACGCAAGAUCAACAAGAAGACCCGCUCCGGCGACAAGAAGAUGCGUGCAGCAGCCGCGCUGUCCAAGAAGAAACGCAAAGCCAAAGCCGAGAACGCUCUCGAAGGCAAUUCCAAAGACACCGGCAACUUUGCUGCUCUCUACCUUCUCAACGAUCCUCAAAACUUUGGCGAGAAACUCUUCGACAACUUGAGCAGAGGCGAUCGCGAAAAACGUCAUACCAUCGAGAUCAAGAUUCGUCUCAUGCAGCUCCUCUCCCGUGUCAUGGGUGCACACAAACUCUGCGUUCUCAGCUUCUACUCCUACGUCGUCAAAUACUUGGCCCCGCAUCAGCAGCACAUCACCCACAUCCUCGUCUCCUUGGCUCAGAGCGUACACGAUCAAACGCCACCCGACGUCAUCACUCCUGUGGUUCGAAAGUUGUCCGAUGCAUUCGUACACCCGGGUGUCAGCAGCGAGGUCGUCGCAGCGGGUAUCAACAGUAUCCGUGAGAUCUGCAAACGUCAGCCUUGGGCUAUGGAAGAGACUCUUCUCGAGGAUCUCAUCAGCUACAGGAGGAGCAAAGAUAAGGGCGUUUGCGCAGCAGCCAGAGGUUUGCUGUCUUUGUACAGGGAGGUCAACCCGGCCAUGCUCAAGAAGAAGGAGAGGGGUAAGAUGGGCUCCCUGGCCGUUCAGGAGGGCAGGGCUGCUGUGGCAUUCGGCGUGGAUCAGGACGAGGUGCAUGGAAUUCAAGGUAUCGAUCUGUUGGAGAAGCAUCUCGAGGAGCAAGAGAAGCGAAAAGCCGAAGGCGACGGAGAUGAAGAGGAUGAAGAGGACAAAGGCUGGGAAGGAUGGGAGGAGGAAUCCGAAGAAGAUUCUGAUGAUGAAUCGGAGGACGGAUGGAUCAAUGUCUCCGAUGAUGACGACGACGGAGUUCUUCGACUUUCGGAUUCAGAUGACGAUGAUGACGACGAGACGAAAAAGCAGAAACGUACAGUCAAGGAACGUCUCGUCGCCGCCCGCGAAGCUCGACAAAAGAAACGAGCCAAGCUUCAACGCAAAGCUGAGCGUCAAUCUCGACGCGAUGCGGGCGAAGCUGACGUCGCGACCUCUGACUCGGAAUCGGAAGCCGAGCAAGACGCCGCCUCCGACGAUGAGCCCUCCUCCUCGACCGCCGCCGGCGCCUCUGCCUCUCUCACCGCCGAAGUUGACGCGGAAGAGCAGCACAUCUCGCACCUCGCCACCACGCGAAUCCUCACCCCUGCCGACUUUGCCAAGCUCACCGAGCUCCGCAUCUCCGCCGCCGAAGCCGCCAUCGCCCAAGGCGGCUUAGCCGGCAACCGAGCCAAACGACAGCUCGAAGAGCUCAAGUCCCUCAAACGAACCACCAACCCUUCGUCCUCCUUCCUCGACGAAGGUGACAUUCUAGGUCCGAGAAAGAAAGCGAAAGCCACCUACGAAGACCGUCUCGCCUCGAUCGAAAAGGGUCGUGAAGAUCGCGAAAAGUACGGAUCCAAAAAGGGCAAGAAGAACAAGGAGAAGGAAAGCUCAUCCACAAACAGGGAGAAGCAGAAGACCAAAAACUUCCAGAUGAUCGCCAGGAGUUGGUCCGUAAGGAGCAAGAAGAACGCCAGUCUCAAGGAGAAGAGCAGGAAGCUGAGGAAACACAUCGAGACGAGCAAGAAGAGGAUGAAGUAA
This is a messenger RNA of Pseudozyma hubeiensis SY62, 2598 nucleotides long. RefSeq lists its product as hypothetical. The transcript has a single exon. Lineage: Eukaryota; Fungi; Basidiomycota; Ustilaginomycetes; Ustilaginales; Ustilaginaceae. Gene Ontology annotation, biological process: ribosomal large subunit export from nucleus; ribosomal large subunit biogenesis. The coding region runs from base 1 to 2598 and encodes 865 amino acids. Gene Ontology annotation, cellular component: nucleolus. The record is from RefSeq and is a predicted model, not a curated record.